Camelina sativa (false flax) is the source of this 1388-nucleotide messenger RNA. Its product is annotated as FBD-associated F-box protein At3g49020-like. Gene Ontology annotation, molecular function: protein binding. The record is from RefSeq and is a predicted model, not a curated record. Lineage: Eukaryota; Viridiplantae; Streptophyta; Magnoliopsida; Brassicales; Brassicaceae.
AUGGAACAAAAAGGCAAAACUGGUGGUGAAGGUUUGAGAAAUGGAGAUGUUGUAAAUAAGGACAAGAUCAGUGAGUUGCCUGAAGAUUUGCUUCUGCAUAUAUUGUCUUCACUUCCAACAGAAAUUGCUAUAACCACUAGCGUUUUGUCUAAACGUUGGAGAUCUCUUUGGACCUUGGUGCCAAAUCUCAAGUUUGAUUCUGAGUAUCAUUAUAGAUUUUCAGAGAAUGUUUGUAGAUCUUUAAUUUUACAUAAAGCUCUGGUUUUAGAGAGUUUUCAUUUGAGAGUUGAAUAUGAGCGUGAUGCUUCAGAUGUUGGGAUAUUGGUUGGAAUUGCUUUUGCACGCCAUCUGCGUAAAUUGGUACUCACUUUUGAAUUUCAGGAUGAAGGCUCAGUAAGAUUUCCGAGUGUUUUGUGUAUUUUCAAUAAUACACUAGAGAUCUUGAAACUGGAGGGUUCAAUUCUUUUGGACCUUCCUUCUCCGGGUUGUUUCAAGUCCCUGAGAGAGCUGCACCUUUACUAUGUACACUUCAAAGACGAAAAAUCUGUUUGCAACCUUUUAUGUGGCUGCCCUAGUCUUGAAGAUUUGGUCGUGCAUAUAUCUGACAAUGUGGAGACCUUCACUGUUGCGGUGCCAUCGUUGCAAAGACUAACCAUAAAUGAUAGUUACCCAGAAGAAGGUAAGGGAGGCUAUGUAAUAAAUGCUCCUUCUUUGAAAUACUUGAACCUUAAAGGGAUCCAUAGGGUUGAGUUUUGUCUGAUUGAGAAUGCGGUAGAGCUGGUGGAGGCUAAAAUCAGUGACGUUUCUUAUAUAACCAACGAAAAUAUUUUGGAAACUCUAACUCACACCAAACGUCUUUCCUUAAACUUAUCACCCUUACAGAUUACGUAUCCUAUUGGUAAAAUCUUCGAUCAGCUUUUAUAUUUGGAGCUGCGUACAAAUAGAAAAGAGUGGCGAAAUCUACUUUCGCUCAUGCUCGAUAGAUCUCCUAAAUUACAAAUCCUAAAGCUCAUCGACCCAUAUCACUUUGAUAGAGAAGAUAGUCUGAACGGCCAGGAAUGGAAUCAACCGACAUGUGUACCAGAAUGCUUGUUGUUCCAUCUUGAAACAUUUUUGUGGACAGGAUACGAAUGGCAACUAGAAGAUGAGAAAGAAGUGGCUACGUACAUUCUAAAGAAUGCAAGACGCUUGAAGAAAGCAACUCUCUCCACAAAACCCAUCGAAUCUAAAGAGCUCGAGAAGUUGGAAAAGAGACGUCAGAUGCUCAACGAGUUGACUAUUGUGGUUAGGGCAUCAAAUUCAUGUCACCUCGUGUGUGAAGCUGAUACCUACUCUUGGAAUUGAUAGGAUAUUUUUCUUUUCAAUUAGGAUUCUAUUUUGUGGAUUUA